AUGAAGCUGUCUCUCAUCACCAUGGCGGCGGCGUACGCCUCCGUCGUUUCCGGGGCCAUCAGCUGGUCGCUCCAGAAGGCCGCCAACCCCACGACCGAUCAAGCCGACGCGUACGCCAAGAUCGAGGCGGCCAUGCGGCUCGCCGUCGCUCGGCACUCGAGGCUCGGCACGGCCACCAAGACGCUCCGCGUCUACUACACGCCCGGCGUGCCGACGGCCGAGGCCAACUUCAACGGCGACGUGCGCUUCGGCACCAACAGGGCGUACAUGAACGAGCGCACGGCGCUCCACGAGAUCUCGCACACCCUCGGCAUCGGGCAGACGGCGGCGUUCGACAGGAAGUGCGCGGCCGGCGACUGGGCGACGGCUCUGCCGCUGCUUCGCUCGUGGGACGGCGCGAGUGCCGUGAUCAACUGCGGCGGCUCGCACAUUUGGCCGUAUGGGUUGAACUACGACAACGAGUGGAGCACGACGAACGCUGAUCGACAUGUGAGGCUUAUCAAUGCGAUGAUCAGGGACGGUAUGUAG
Molecule: messenger RNA, 528 nt
Organism: Verticillium alfalfae VaMs.102
Lineage: Eukaryota; Fungi; Ascomycota; Sordariomycetes; Glomerellales; Plectosphaerellaceae
Exons: 1
Coding region: 1-528 (175 amino acids)
Source: RefSeq, a predicted model, not a curated record